AUGACGCAGCUCCUGAAGCAGAUGCAGCAGCUCCUGAAGCAGAUGCAGCAGCUCCUGAAGCAGACGCAGCAGCUCCUGAAGCAGAUGCAGCAGCUCCUGAACCAGACGCAGCAGCUCCUGAAGCAGACGCAGCAGCUCCUGAAACCACUGAAGCAGAAGCAGCUCCUGAUGCAGAUGCAGCUCCUGAAACAGAGGCAGCCCCUGAAGCAGACGCUCCUGAAGCAGACGCUCCUGAGGCAGACGCAGCACCUGAAACAGACGCAGAGGAAACGGAAGCCAAGCCUGAGCCUGCUGCUGAACCUGAAGCGGGAGCUGAUGAUACUGUGGUUCCUGAGGCUGGUGAAGCAGAACCAGAGCUUACUCCAGAAGAACCAGCGGCUGCUGCUCCAGCAGACACAGAAGCAGACACAGCUGCAGCAACACCAGAGUGGACCUGUGGCCCCAGCAACAGCAGAUACAGAUGUAAAAGAUACUGAGGAGAACCCAACAGAUCCUGCUGCUGAAGAAACACAACCAGGCGCUGAAGAACCAAAAGAGGUGGUCCCUGUGGUCCCAGGGUCUUUUGACCUGGAAGAUGCUCUGCCAGAAAGUGCUGCAGAGGACAACUCAGGAAGAAGCGGCAAAAUGGGAUCUGGAGCACAUGCUGAAGGUGCCAUAGGAGAUGGAAAUAAACCUGAAGCCCAAGAGGCCAGCUCCGGCUCUGUAGCAGGCAUCCUAAGUGCAGUUGCCGUGGCCAUAGUGGGAGCUGUUACUGGAUAUUUCACAUACCAGAAGAAGAAACUGUGCUUUAAAAACAGACAAGAAGCUGAUCCUGAAGCUGCCCGCAAAGCUGAUACUGCAGAGGCUCAGUCAGAUCCCCAGGUCCUUAGCAACCUGCUAAACUCCUCCUAAGGUAGCAAUGGAUACAUGACAGCUUGGACCAACUACCGGCAAGAAAGUGGCAAUCUCACUGUUAGGCUCUAUCUGUAGAGCUAAAUUACUGUGAGGCCCCAGAGCAGGGCUGUGUGUGUGUGUGUGUGUGUGUGUGUGUGUGUGUGUGUGUGUGUGUGUGUGUGUGUGUGUGUGUGUGUGUGUGUGUGUGUGUGUGUGUGUGUGUGUGUGUGUGUGUGUGUGUGUGUGUGUGUGUGUGUGUGUGUGCGUGCGUGCGUGCGUGCAUGUAGUCUAGUGUCUGCAUAUACAUGGGGAGAUAUAAGAGAAUCAACAGGGGUUUUAUUGAUUGUUACUACAAUGGAAUUUAUUGAAAUAAUCACACCAUCUUUCCACUUUAAACCAAAUCAUACAAGUGGACAUAAACGAGAUUUAAUCUCUAGUUAACCAUGAAAUGGCAAUGAUAUAGAACUACCUUUUUCUAUGGAUACUAUAUAGUUCUAGUAAUUCAAUGUGAAUAUAAACCAGUGAAAGUUAUUGAUGUUGUAGAGGUCUAACUUUUUACUGAAAUCGUAUAAGUGGAUUUUAUUUAGCUUAUUCUGUCAUUGUUUGAGCCACCAAUAUGCUUUUAAAAAAUCCAUUGGCAACAGUCACUUAAUUAAAUAUGUUUUUUAUUGUCUGCAGUAGAAAUGCAGGAUAGAUGAAUAACAGGGGGCUUCAAAAAGUACCACUGUAUUUCCUGGCUUAUGGCAUGGAAAAUAGUGUAUGAUUAUAAUUCUAGGAUUUAUGGUCCAAUGUGUGUUCAGGGGGCCACUGAUGUCACUGUGUGUGUGCGUUCUUGUUUUGUCUGUGUGUCUUUUUUUAGUUGGUGAUGGGGCUUAGUUUUAAAUCCUGUUGGGGGACUACCACUUCUCUUCAGUCAGUUCAAUAAAUUAGAGUGAAAGCGUGAAAUUUCCAAUCAAACACACUAAAAAUUCAAAUGAUACAGACUCAUUUAUUUCAAAUUGAUUAAGCUAUCAAUUUGUAUUGUAUAAUUAUAUAAAUACCUAUAUUUAGAAAUGUACUGAGCUGAAGUGAAGUCUAGUCCAACUCUAUUUCUGUCAAUGGAUGAAUAUUUACCUGACAUGGACAAUUUCAAAGAUGUCAUGUAGUUAUGUAUUAGAAAUUGUUCUGAUGUAGUCUGUGUCAGUCUAGUUGUGAUGCAGUAAUUUCUCCUCUAUAGUGCCUUCACUGACACAGCCUGGCUUGACCAAUCUACAGACACACAGGGAAUAGAGCUAGGACAAAAAAGGGAAAACAGACAAAAAAGUAGUUGAAUGUAUUGAAAAGAUACUAGACAAUUGUGGAAUGUAUUAUGUUGUUUGAGUGGUAAUCAUUUUGGUGUUAGAAAAGCCUUACCUUAAACUGCUUGUGAAUGUGAAACUGUUACGUCAGUGUGGCAGCUGCUGUAUGUGUUCGCAGUCGGCGGUUUUCUGUUUAAUUUCCAGUACAUUUUGAACUAAUAAUGCAUUCCAAACUCUUAACAGCCUCAAAAUUCAGCAGUAAAAUUCUCAUUGUGUGUCUUUUUAUUUGAGCAAGCCAGUUGCUGUCACAGUGUUUUUGUAUCAUUCAUAUUUCCAAGUUAGGAACAUCAUUCACCUGUGAUUUUUGUAUAUGAAUUUUACAUUUAGCAGCAGCCAUCUUGUUGCUGUGGUAUUUUGUGAAUAUCAUUGUAAAAUGCCGCAGAAACAAAGCUACUGCAUUGAAAAAAACAACAGUUAUUUUUCGGCUGUAGCAAAAAACAAAUUUAACUUCUGAAUGUCUUUUUGUUGCCUUGCAGUUUUGUACUUGCUCUGCCCCCUUUAAACCUUAAAAUAGGGUUAUAGAGGUUGCAUAGUGCUGCAGUUCAUGUAAAGUGUGUUACUUGUAAAGCACCAUAUAGCUGCAAUACAGGACAGAGACUGUUGCUAACAGCCUAGCCUCAAGCUGAGAAAUAUAAUAGUUUGUGAUGUCACAUAUUGACUUAUCCUACUGUGUAAACUGUGGGCUGGAUGCCGGGCCAAAGUUUGAAAUGCCUUCUGAUCUUGUUAUCUAUGAUGGGGUUUCUCUAGACACAUUAGAGCCAAGUGAAGAGUGUGUCUGAAAUCUCUUACUGCAUCUGCUAUAAGUGAUAAUGCACAAAAUACACACUAAAUAACAGUACAAACUUUCAGAUAUAGCCACAGAUGCCUUCAAAAUAAAACAUCCUCCUUUAUAAUGCAGUACUUGCCGUCUUUGUGCACUUCAUUGAGUGCCACAGGAAUCACAAAAGAACUCUUCUGUCCUGCAGUGCACAUUCAGAAACCUCACUGGGACUGAUUUGAUGAAAAGAAGACUGCAACUAAAAUACAUCCCUUAAAAUUGCACAAGGAAUGCUUGUGUUUUCAGCAUCAUGGUCCACUCCACAGUUAGUCCCAAGAAGUCACAUUCCUUGUAAGCAAACUAUUGGAGCAUAGUUUCCAAACCAGAAUGUAAAAUCAAGGAAGUUGUAGACUUACUGAAGUGCACUUCGCAGAUAAUGCUAAGGCAUCAGUCAUGGCGCUAACAAGUCCUGCCUUAUACCGCCUCUUGACUAUUUCAUAGAGGGAAACAAAGAACAAAAUGUCACCAUCAGAAAGUAAACAGUUAAACAAGAAGAGAAGUUUUUGCAGGUGAUUUGAAUAACACGAACUAUAUAGGGGAAGCUCUUUCCUAUCCUGUAUACAUCUUGAUUUAUCAAACAUAUUUAGACAAUUCAUUUUCAAUUUAGACUAGUGUCUUCUACUUUUAUUUAAGUAUGCUGAGUUUUCAUUUAGUUUUGGAACAAUCUUUUUAAUUUUUUUGUCAUCUGGCACUUGUUGUUCUUCUGGAAUUGUGUAAAUAAUGUUUGAGGAGUCAAUUAAACCGUUUUCGUGGGA
Molecule: messenger RNA, 3782 nt
Organism: Eleginops maclovinus (Patagonian blennie)
Lineage: Eukaryota; Metazoa; Chordata; Actinopteri; Perciformes; Eleginopidae
Product: zinc finger protein 853-like
Exons: 9
Coding region: 1-891 (296 amino acids)
Biological process (GO): positive regulation of neutrophil extravasation; homotypic cell-cell adhesion; T cell extravasation
Cellular component (GO): plasma membrane
Source: RefSeq, a predicted model, not a curated record